Molecule: messenger RNA, 447 nt
Organism: Colletotrichum higginsianum IMI 349063
Lineage: Eukaryota; Fungi; Ascomycota; Sordariomycetes; Glomerellales; Glomerellaceae
Exons: 1
Coding region: 1-447 (148 amino acids)
Source: RefSeq, a predicted model, not a curated record
AUGACUUCUUCGACCGCCGACCCAUACCGUAUCGUAACUGCAGAACCAGCACGGUAUGGCCUCUUUCGCUCGGCAUUCCCCUCUCCCCACAACCUCGGUGCACAGUACGAAACCCUUCCCCGUACAUUACCCUCGCCCAAUCUGGCUGGCGCCGGUGCAUGGCCACGCUGGAAGCCGAAAGUCGUCCAAUGUCUGUCUCUAUAUGGUGUCUAUCCGUGUACCUUUCUGUACGACAGGAACUUUCUGACUCCGCUCGUCUCUGUCAGUUCCGACAAGGCCACCCACCCACCCGCUCCGCCCCCGUUGGACAAGACCGACGGCAUUCUUCCCGUCGGCGAAGAAGAAAGACUGAAACGAGACGGACGGCAAUUUAAUAGAGCCUACCUGCCUGGUCGCUACCGCAGCAGAGAACCGCCAACCAAAGCAGAAUGUGAAAUCUUAGAGUAG